Molecule: messenger RNA, 1582 nt
Organism: Trachemys scripta elegans
Lineage: Eukaryota; Metazoa; Chordata; Testudines; Emydidae
Gene: SOX3
Product: SRY-box transcription factor 3
Exons: 1
Coding region: 160-1104 (314 amino acids)
Biological process (GO): cell differentiation; negative regulation of transcription by RNA polymerase II; anatomical structure morphogenesis
Molecular function (GO): RNA polymerase II cis-regulatory region sequence-specific DNA binding; DNA-binding transcription factor activity, RNA polymerase II-specific
Source: RefSeq, a predicted model, not a curated record
GGCGGCGGCUAGAGGGGGGAAAAAGCGCCCGGCGAGCCCCGAGUUUAGCCGCUUGUAGCAGCCCGCGAGCGCAGGGCCCCGGGGGGAGACACCUCGCAGCAGCCCGGUCCCCGGCCUCACCUGCCCGCCACGCUGGCGCACCUGCUGCCCGCCCCGGCCAUGUACAGCAUGCUGGAGGGCGAGCUCAAGAGCCCCCAGCCCGCCCCGGGCGGCGCGGGGGGCCCGGCGGGGGCUGCGGGCAAAGGUGGCGGCGGCGGCGGGGGAGCGAGCGGCGGGGGCGCGGACCAGGACCGGGUGAAGCGGCCCAUGAACGCCUUCAUGGUGUGGUCGCGGGGCCAGCGGCGGAAGAUGGCCCAGGAGAACCCCAAGAUGCACAACUCCGAGAUCAGCAAGCGCCUCGGGGCCGACUGGAAGCUGCUGAGCGACGCCGAGAAGCGGCCCUUCAUCGACGAGGCCAAGCGGCUGCGGGCCGUGCACAUGAAGGAGUAUCCGGAUUACAAAUACCGGCCCCGCCGGAAGACCAAGACCCUGCUGAAGAAGGACAAGUACUCGCUGCCCGGCAACUUGCUGGCCCCCGGCGGGGCCAGCGCCGUCAGCAGCCCCGUCGGGGUGGGCCAGCGCCUGGACACCUACGCCCACAUGAACGGCUGGAGCAACGGGGCGUACUCGCUGAUGCCGGAGCAGCUGGGCUACGGGCAGCACCCGGCCAUGAACAGCCCCCAGCUGCCGCAGAUGCACCGCUACGACAUGAGCGGCCUGCAAUACAGCCCCAUGAUGUCCACGGCCCAGUCCUACAUGAACGCGGCCUCCUCCUACAGCAUGUCCCCCGCCGCCUACGGCCAGCAGCCCGCCACGGCCAUGAGCCUGGGCUCCAUGGGCUCGGUGGUAAAAUCCGAGCCCAGCUCGCCGCCGCCGGCCAUCACCUCCCACUCCCAGCGGGCCUGCCUGGGGGACCUGCGGGAUAUGAUCAGCAUGUAUCUCCCGCCCGGGGGGGAUGCCACAGACCCUUCCAGUCUGCAGGGCAGUCGGUUGCACAGUGUCCACCAGCACUACCAGAGUGCCGGGACGGGGGUCAAUGGCACUGUACCGCUGACUCACAUCUGAGACUGCUCUGCCCUCAACACAACCUCCCCCCGCUCCUGGGACAGCUGGUUGCUCGCUUGAGCGGACUCGGACUCAAUGCAACUCCCCGGGAAGACUUUUUCAAAGGAAGGUUCGAUGUUGCGUGUGUUUUUUGUACAAAAAAAUAAGGGGGGUGUGGACUGGUUUUCUCGAAUAGAGCACAAAUGUCUCCUGGGAAGUUUUGAAACCGCAGCCACUUCUUUCCUGGUUUCUGAUAGGUUGGCUCGAUUUUAUUCUUUUAAAAAAAAAUUGCAAAACCCGUUUUAAAGGUCUUGUCUAUUUCAGUCUGAGUGUAGCUGUGGAAUGGACACGUGGCGGGCUUUCUUCAAGCUCAGAUGUUUACAUUUUUGUUUGUCGCCUCUUUAUUUUUAAGUGCCCCUCUCCCUCCCUCGCCCCGUGUCCUGCUCGAGGUUUUAUCCGAAUCCGUAGCUUCCACGACCUCUCCACCGGGGGGGGGGGG